AUGGCACCAAACUUUGAUAACAUAAAGACUCAUUUCCCUGCUGCAAGAAUAAAAAAAUUAAUGCAAUCUGAUGAAGAUAUUGGUAAAGUUGCUCAGGCAACUCCAGUUGUUGUUGGUAGAGCUUUAGAAUUUUUUUUAGCUUCAUUAGUUGAUGCAAGUGCUACAGAAGCAAGAGAAGCUGGUAUUAAAAGAAUCACUGCUCAACAUGUUAAAGCUGCUAUUGAAAAGAAUGAAAACUUUGAUUUCCUUGUUGAAACUGUUACAAAACCUGAAGGUAAUGAUGAAUGA
This is a messenger RNA of Hansenula ciferrii, 288 nucleotides long. RefSeq names its product negative cofactor 2 transcription regulator complex subunit BUR6 (gene BUR6). The record is from RefSeq and is a predicted model, not a curated record. Gene Ontology annotation, cellular component: negative cofactor 2 complex; nucleus. Lineage: Eukaryota; Fungi; Ascomycota; Saccharomycetes; Phaffomycetales; Wickerhamomycetaceae. Gene Ontology annotation, biological process: positive regulation of transcription by RNA polymerase II; negative regulation of transcription by RNA polymerase II; transcription by RNA polymerase II. The coding region runs from base 1 to 288 and encodes 95 amino acids. The transcript has a single exon. Gene Ontology annotation, molecular function: core promoter sequence-specific DNA binding; protein heterodimerization activity; transcription coactivator activity.